AUGGUCCUUGACUAUAGAUUUGACGAUCUCAACAUAACUUCCAGGCUUGCCAGAGCUGUGUUACAGCAGAGAGAGCAAAUAGCUCAUGAUAUUUCUCCUCUGAUGAGUAAGCUCCAAAAUCGCAGGUUUAAAUUUGAUCUGGGAUUGAAAGAAAAGGAGCUAUGUCCUCCCAUGCUUUUCUUUGUCAGAGAAAGAAAAACAGGACUUCCAGGUGCUUGGCUGCCUCUUCCCGGACCGAGAGAAGCGCCCGCAUGGCCGCCACCCGCGUCCUCCUUCCCGCGGCCCUGGGGAGACUGCGCUUGGCGGCAGUGGACCGCCAGCAGGUCCGAAGGUGACAGUGUGGGAGAUUCCAUCCAUGGGAAACCUUCCGUGGUGUACAGAUUUUUCACAAGUCUUGGACAGGUCUAUCAGGCCUGGCUGGACAAGUCUACUCCAUACACGGCUGUGCAAUGGGUGGUGACGCCGGGCCUGAGCUUCAUCUACAUGAUGCGAGUUUACCUGCUGCGAGGCUGGUACAUCGUGACCUACGCCUUGGGAAUCCACCAUCUAAAUCUCCUUAUAGCUUUCCUUUCUCCAAAAGAGGAUCCUUCCUUAAUGGAAGAUUCAGACGAUGGCCCCUCGUUACCAACCAAACAGAAUGAGGAGCUCCAGUCCUCCAUUAGGAGACUCCCAGGGUUUAAAUCCUGGCACGGGACCAAGGGCAUCCUGGUGGCCAUGGUCUGCACCUUCUUUGAGGCAUUCAACGUCCCGGUGUUCUGGCCCAUCCUGGUGAUGUACUUCAUCAUGCUCUUCUGUAUCACGAUGAAGAGGCAAAUAAAGCAUAUGAUCGAGUACCGGUACAUCCCGUUCACGCACGGCAAGAAGACAUACAAGUAGAAGGAGGCCACGGGCAAGACGUUCGCCAGCUAGACGCGGCCGCCCUCCGCGGGCCCUGGACGGCCAUGAGUUGCUGUGACGGUGCCUUCUUUCCUCACAUAAAGUAGCUGAUUACAAGGGAGUUAUUUUCUUUUUAAAAGGGAGCUUCAAUUAUUUGUAACUGAGAUAUCAGGUUCUUGAAGAAACUUACAUUUAAACAGAAU
Kogia breviceps (pygmy sperm whale) is the source of this 1079-nucleotide messenger RNA. Its product is annotated as protein RER1-like. Gene Ontology annotation, cellular component: Golgi membrane. Gene Ontology annotation, biological process: protein retention in ER lumen; retrograde vesicle-mediated transport, Golgi to endoplasmic reticulum. The record is from RefSeq and is a predicted model, not a curated record. NCBI's taxonomy places the organism in Eukaryota, Metazoa, Chordata, Mammalia, Artiodactyla, Physeteridae.